Ceutorhynchus assimilis (cabbage seed weevil) is the source of this 1575-nucleotide messenger RNA. NCBI's taxonomy places the organism in Eukaryota, Metazoa, Arthropoda, Insecta, Coleoptera, Curculionidae. The record is from the annotation of a GenBank genome assembly.
AUGCUUACUGGACAAGAAAGAAAACUAUUCAUUGGAAUGCUGAGUAAGAAGUUCAGUGAAAACGACGUACGCGCCCUCUUCUCGGGAGUUGGUACAAUCGAAGAGUGUACAGUGCUUAGAGACACGGCGGGUAAUUCUCGGGGAUGUGCGUUCAUUACUUUCAGCACCAAACAGUCGGCGCUGUUAGCAAUCAAAAACUUCCACCAGUCACAAACGAUGGAGAGUUGUUCAGCUCCUUUAGUAGUAAAAUUUGCGGAUACCCAAAAAGAGAAAGAAAUGAAAAGGCAACAGCAAAUGCAAGCGAAUGUUUGGAAUGCACUAUCGGCACCAACGCUAGCGUCGCCGCCUCAGCAAUAUAGUCCUGUGUUAGCUUCUGAUGCGACAUCAUUACAACUGUUGCAAGCGAUGGGAGGAUCAGCGUUACUUCAGCAGCAGUUGUUAACGAGCUCAGAAAAUUUACUUGCACCCAUCGGUGUUCAGAACUUAGUGACGUUGGCAGCUAUGUCGCAACCGGCGACGGCAGCUACAGCCCCGCUAUGUAUGGCCAACUCGAUGGCCAACUUGUUAAGCAAAGGUGCGGGAGUGGAGAGAACACUUACGGCAGCUGGAAUACCCACUUCAUUGGGGUCGGCCGAUUUGGGUGCCUAUGGAUCGCUAAUUACAAACGCGACUCUCAAUGCGGCCGCCAUCGCAGCGGCCGGUAAACAAAUUGAGGGCCCCAGUGGGCAGAAAUGGGCUAAACCAUUUGAUAAUUUCCUGGUCGCAGCUGGUAUUACAGGUCGAAAAGAAGCUAUGUUACUCCAUUGUGUAGGUGAGGAAACAUUUGAUAUUUACUGUUCAUUACCCGAACCUCCUCUCACUGAACGUGUCCCUCCUAAGGACGAUAUUGCGAAAUUGAAGCUAAACAAUCAUAUUGUACCAAAAAUAAACAUAGAUAUUAAUGGUGGAGAUGAAGAAGAACUUGAUGAAGAUGAUGAAAAAAGUGCUGAAGAACAAAAAUUUGAAGUUGCUCAUGAUUCAAGGGAUGUUCAUGAAGACCCUAAUCAAAAAAAAGGACCAGAUGGAUGCAACCUGUUUAUCUACCAUCUACCCCAAGAGUUUACCGACACAGACUUGGCAUCCACGUUCCUGCCCUUCGGGCCCGUAAUAUCUGCCAAAGUUUUCAUCGACAAACAGACCAACUUGUCCAAGUGUUUCGGAUUCGUGUCGUUCGAUAACGCGAGCUCGGCACAACAAGCCAUAGCAGCAAUGAAUGGGUUUCAGAUUGGAUGGUCAAUUCGUGAUAUUUCAGAGAGGCUCCCAAAAUUGCUCAAGUUGGGCGUCUGGGACAUGGGAUUCGGCUUGGGAAAUUUCCGCAGGCUAAGAUGGACUUGGGCGAGCGCCGAUGGAAGAUCCAAGACCGGCGUUGAAGUCAUAUUCACUAACGGCUUUGGACAUUUAUUCCAGGACGAAUUCAUUGAAGGCGUUGAGAACGAUGUAGACGGAGUCAUGAGCGACGGCGACAACGAUCCUUUGGUAGCAAUUGUAUUAUUUCGCUUGACCUUAGAAAAAUUCGAGAAAUUAAUGUUUUUAUAA